Callorhinus ursinus (northern fur seal) is the source of this 927-nucleotide messenger RNA. Its product is annotated as olfactory receptor 8C8-like. Gene Ontology annotation, biological process: G protein-coupled receptor signaling pathway. NCBI's taxonomy places the organism in Eukaryota, Metazoa, Chordata, Mammalia, Carnivora, Otariidae. The record is from RefSeq and is a predicted model, not a curated record. Gene Ontology annotation, cellular component: membrane. Gene Ontology annotation, molecular function: G protein-coupled receptor activity; olfactory receptor activity.
AUGGAAAAUGACUCUUCGGUGAUGGAGUUCAUCCUGGUAGGACUUACAGAUCAAUCUCAGCUCCACUUACCCCUUUUCUUUCUCUUCUUACUGAACUAUGUGGUCACUGUGGUAGGGAAUUUGAGCUUAAUUAAUCUAAUUUGUCUGAAUUCUCAUUUGCACACUCCCAUGUACUUUUUCAUCUUCAACUUAUCCUUCAUAGAUCUCUGCCACUCUUUGGUCAUUACGCCUAAAAUGCUGAUGAACUUUGUGUCAGAAAAAAAUGUCAUCUCCUUUACAGAAUGCAUGACUCAGCUGUUUUUUUUCUGUUUCUUUGUCCAUUCUGAGUGCUAUGUGUUGACAGCCAUGGCCUAUGAUCGCUAUGUGGCCAUCUGUAAACCCCUGCUGUACACAGUCACUAUGUCCUCUCAGGUCUGUUCUCUGCUGAUGUUUGGUUCUUAUGUGAUGGGGUUUGCUGGUGCCAUGGUCCACACAGGGGACAUGGUCAGAUUGUCCUUUUGUGAUUCCAACAUCAUCAGCCAUUACAUGUGUGACAUCUUCCCCCUCCUCCAGCUCUCCUGCAGCAGCACCUAUGCCAGUGAGCUGGUGACUUCUGUUAUUGUAGGCACAGUUGGCAUAAUAUCCAGCUUCAUUAUUUUCAUUUCUUAUGCUUUGAUCCUGUCCAGUGUCCUCCACGUCUCAUCAGCUCAGGGUUGGUCCAAAGCCUUCAGCACCUGUGGCUCCCACAUAGUAACUGUUGGCCUAUUCUAUGGAUCUGGGUUGUUCACACAUCUCAAGACCUCUCCUGCUGGUUCUAUGGGCCAGGGGAAGUUCUUCUCAGUAUUUUACACCAAUGUAGUACCCAUGUUGAACCCUCUCAUCUAUAGUCUAAGGAACAAGGAUGUCAAGUGUGCUCUGAAAAAAACCCUGAAGAGAAUUGCAAAUUAA